AUGCGAUUCAUACCCUUAGCAUCCCUUUAAAUCUCAUCAGUCCUCUUCUCAACAAACACCUCUCGUUCUCUCUGUCAAAGAAAAAACGAGUUACCAUGAAGGCAACCCUCUCACUAGUCACACUUGCUGUGGUCAUUUCCUUGGCACACUCCCAAAGACAGCUCGCCUUCCCUGACCCCAGGUCAUGCCAAAAUAGAGUUAGGCAUACGACAUGGACAGAUCCCAGAGGGGUCACCCACAAUUAUUUCUUCAGCUGGGAACACCAAGCCACACAAAAUCUCGAAGUAGAUUGGUUAGAUGCAAGAAAUAUUUGCAGAAGACAUUGCAUGGACACCGUGUCGUUAGAAACCCCCGCAGAAAAUGAGUUCAUUAAGCAAAAAAUUUCCUCCGGCCGUGUAAAGUACAUUUGGACUUCUGGAAGGAAAUGUAAUUUUAAAGGGUGUUCCGAACGCCCUGAUCAGCAACCAAAUCUGAUCAAUGGGUGGUUUUGGUCUGGAAGCGGUGUGAAGCUCGGACCAACGAACAAUAGGCAGAACGGAGACUGGAGCCAUACCGGAGGCCAAUUUGGCUAUGCACAGCCAGAUAACAGAGAAAUUGCACAGGGGAACGAUGAAGCAUGCUUAUCCGUCCUAAAUAACUUUUAUAAUGACGGCAUAAAAUGGCACGACGUUGCGUGUCAUCACCUGAAGCCCUUCGUUUGUGAAGAUUCUGAAGAGCUGAUCAACUAUGUCAGAAGCAGAGGUUAAUUAAAGAACUUGCCCUCUGCAUGAGGUCAGCAUUACAGCAAACUUCAAUAUUUAUUUACACAAGUAUGUUGUGCUGAAAUACAAAAAAACUGCCAGCAAGCGUUUACGACGACACUUAAAUAAAUCAUUUUCAUCAUAAA
Messenger RNA from Folsomia candida, 886 nucleotides. RefSeq names its product L-selectin. Lineage: Eukaryota; Metazoa; Arthropoda; Collembola; Entomobryomorpha; Isotomidae. The coding region runs from base 96 to 746 and encodes 216 amino acids. The transcript is spliced from 6 exons. The record is from RefSeq and is a predicted model, not a curated record.